AUGCCGCCUCGUCGGUCUCACAAAAAGUCUCGCGCCGGUUGCCGGAGGUGUAAAAAUAGGAAGAUAAAGUGUGACGAAGUUCAUCCACGAUGCGGCAACUGUGCCAAGCAUGGUGUUCCUUGCGAUUUCAGCAACCCCGAUGUCCUAGAAGAACUGGCAAUCUCUACCAACACCAGCACUGAGAGCGUCGGCGCACCUACUCCCUCACCAGCACCCACAGUCAACUUCAAUUCCGCUCCAAGGACUCCGUUAACACGCCCACGUGCCCCUUCAAGUCCAGCAAGAGCGCCAAGACCAAAUCCCUCUCCUCCGACCUCCGUUUACUCACAACCUUCGAUAAGCUCGUCCACCAACACUAUAGACCAUGGUGAAAGAAUGCUCGAGUUGCGUUUGAUGCAUCAUUACACCAACGUCACCUCGAAGACGCUUCUGACCAAUUCGCCAGCCGCCGAGGACAUCUGGCAACGUGCCGUCCCACAGAUGGCAUUCUCUGGCAAUGGCAAGACGUACCUCGCCGACGCCAUCUUGUCAGUAGCAGCACUCCAUUUACGUUCCAUGUCCCCGAACGACAAGGCAUUGGUGCGCGCUUCGCAUGCCUAUUCAGCCUCCUCUCUCUCUGCCUUUGGUGCAUCUCUCGGCGCGGGCAUAACGCCCGAGAACGCAGAGGCCCUUUUCCUCACAGCAACCUUGAUUGCUUUCCAAGCUAGUGCAUCCCGAAUCUUCGUCAAGGACGAUGGUGACGCUGCUCCUGGCGACUCAACAAUUCGAUAUGUGCCCCCGCUGUCUUGGUUCCAUGCCUUCCAAGGCGUCAAGACCGUGGUUGCAAACUCCUGGCAGUGGAUUCACCACAGCGAUAUCGUCAAAGUUAUCAUUGAUUCGCAGCCUAGUUUCCAGCUGAACCUCAACCCACGCUCGCCCGACUCUUUCUUUGGCCACAUGCUCGAAGGGUUGGCUGAUGAAUUGAGUAACGAAGAUCCCCGCCUGGUUGCCUCAACUACCCAGGCUUAUUCACACGCUGUCAGCGUACUCAAUUGGGCACACAAAAACUACCACGCAGCCGCUGCCCUUACGUUUACUGCCACUGUCUCUAAGCGAUAUGUUGAUCUUGUUGAUGCAAGGCGACCCCGAGCUCUUGCCAUUCUCGCUUGCUUCUUUGCUUUGUUGAAGCGAAUGGAUAACGUCUGGUGGCUGCAAGAUGUUGCUCGCCGCGAGGUUAUGGGACUGGUCAGCUUAUUCGAGCCGGGAUCAAAAUGGUGGCGUCACCUUGAGUGGCCAAUAAGGAUUGCCGUGUUGGACGGCAGUUCUAUACCGCAAGAUAUUUGGGGCACCGAACUGGAGGAACAAGCACCAGAACAGCAGAAUGUUCUCGGGUCCAUGACACAGCACAUCGAGAUGUUUGCUGAGAUGCUGAAUCAGCACACGCAGCCCCCCAUUCCCAUUGCAGACGAGGAUCUCAUUGUGCCUGAUUCACCCGACUAA
Molecule: messenger RNA, 1479 nt
Organism: Fusarium pseudograminearum CS3096
Lineage: Eukaryota; Fungi; Ascomycota; Sordariomycetes; Hypocreales; Nectriaceae
Exons: 2
Coding region: 1-1479 (492 amino acids)
Biological process (GO): regulation of transcription by RNA polymerase II
Molecular function (GO): DNA-binding transcription factor activity, RNA polymerase II-specific; zinc ion binding
Source: RefSeq, a predicted model, not a curated record